UGUGAUAAACUUAUUAAAUAAGUCAAUGAGCGGAAGAAUAUCCGUGGUCUCCAAUACUGGGAGUAGCUCAGGAGGUACAACAGGUGGGGGAUCGAUUGGGCCCUCUAUAACAUCUGGUGGGACUCUUUCUGCUUCCUUACAGGGGACCAGCUACAAAUUGGUUGUUGAUGAACCACCUGAUUUAAUGAUCAAUCUGGAAACGAAUGCCUACGAGCAGCGGAUGCCAGACUAUUCUGAUUUCAAAAUGAGGAUCGAAGACUCGAAUGCAACACUCCAAUCAACAGUUAGCCGAGCUUUCGCAGAUUUAGAGCUGGACCAAUUAGCUCUAAAGCGUUUGGAAAACAUAGCAAACACGCCUUUCAGUAUAUAUCUGAAUGGUGUAAACUUUCAACUCGUCAAAAAGACUGUGACUUACUUUCCAACUGGAGACUCAAAAUCAGAAAAGCGAACGAAAGAAGUUUACGGGAAUACAAGUUAUCGUUUCAAUGAAAAAUCAACGAACUUCGAUAUACCAACGGUGAUGGGCCAAUGGUUUUACGUUAUGUUGAAAGAGGAGAUGCUAAUAGGAAGCUUGAAAAAAUUUUUCGAUGCCGAAAGUACCAGUAUGACAGAAGAUGAGUUUAAAAAGACAACCGAAUUAGCACUUAUUGCCAUCCGUUCUAAUUUGAUCAACAAAUUUUUCGUCACUGAAUUCCUGAGUGAAAAUCUAUAUGACCAGAUUCUUCAUCUCUUAGAAAAACAGCAAAUGUUCGAAAAACAUAGCUCAAUUCUUCUCAGUUUCGUACAUAUAAUGAAUGUUCUCCUUGGACGAAGUUUGAAGUACAAGUCGUUUAAAUACAACCACAUAGUUGCGUCGCUCAAACCGAAGAAGCCAUCUGCUCGAUCUUCAAUACAGAGUGAAGAAGAAAGGCGCUUUUCGGCGUAUUUGGAAGAACCAGUCCACACGCAGAAAGACAAAGAUGUGUUUGAGCAGUUCAAAAAUGACGUAACCUUUUGGAAAAACUUGCUGAUCAGUCUCUUGAGGAGUCCCAAUAUCGACCCUCACAUGGGAACAGACGUGUGGUCCCAGGGAGACGCCUACUGCGUGUUUGAACUACUCGCAAAAAUUUGCUCCCUUGACCCGUCCAUUUUGGAUAGCGAUAGCAUCGAAAAGAUCUUCAAGCUAUGUGGUGUGGGUUUUGAAAGACUCGGAGCUGGUUGUGGAAAGCUUCCUGUUGCCCUUAAUAGAGAUCCAAGUAGACCUGCCACAGAAGAUGAGGCCAAACGUGACCUCCUAGCGGACAAAAAGUUGACCAUGUACUUGCGCAGUGUUAAACUGAUGUUGAAAAUCUGCAGUAUGCGAACAGGCGAACCUGAAGUGCUGCAGCAUCUAGUCAGCUUUGUACAGAAAUUCCAUCUGACCAUGUUGCUUUACGAUAGUGAUCUGAAGAGCAAGCUCAAUGUCCUAUAUCCUUAUUGUGUGCAGAUCAGUACAAAGAACAAAAUUGCCGGUGGGACUGAUUUUUCGAAAUCCGAGACAAUGCAGACGGUCAGUCAACAGAUGAUGACCAAGAUCUACUACUACUGUUUUGUACACUUCUACAACAGAAAGAUACUUCACUUAGUCAAGUACCAGGAAUUUGACAGAAGAAAGGGAGCUAUAGACCAGAAAUUCCAAAAUCGAGGACAAGCAUGGGAUUUAACACCAGAGCGGCGAAAGAUGGUUCUAGACUUCGAAAGUCUGCAGGAGGAGAACUACGUGAGAGAGUUCCACUUGGAUGUCAUCGAUCAUUUUGUAAACAACACAACAGACAAUAUAAUUGGAAAACUUUGUGGGCAGCAUUUCAUUCCUGUGCCCAUUGUGAAAGCAGUCUUCUACACCACCGAGUUCGUGCUGAAAAACCUCGGCUUGCAGCGACAGAAAAAGCCGAUUGAAGAGACCGAGUCUGAAGACUACUCUUUGAUGAUACAAUCUGAGCUUCUUGGUUUCGACUUCGAAAAAGUUAUCAAAACAGAACGAUUGAAAAAGAGCGCGAAAACUGAAGACGAGAGCUUGAAACUUUAUUCCUAUUUCUUUUCUGGCUCAUCUACGCCAGGAAAAUCUGAUCUUCUGGAUUUCAUAACGAAGCUGCUGGAAAAUUUUAUAAAUACGUUCUUGCUUGGGAGACCAACUGAUCGCCACAAACAUUUUUUCAAGGUGAUUACGUUUGAAAGAUCAGCCAUUGAGCAUGUGCGAGACUUGAACUACCUGAAGUGGGCAUCUCCGAAUCCAAAACAGGCUCCUAACUCCAAAGAGUUUUUGCAGAAAAUCACAUACGAAAAGAAUAUUGAGUUACCACGGGGCAGCGACAAUGCUUUUUCGAAUGAUUCCUUGCAGUUGCGAGAGGAAUGUGCCAAAGAGGCUGUUCAGAUUUGGGAGGAGCAGUGUCUACACUACUGCAGCAAGAAUGAAGUGGUCUGUUUCUGCAAGUACAAGGACCUCGCUGUAUAUGAGAAGAAACCUCAAGUCGACGCAGUUAUAUCCUUGAAAUUGUCAUCUGAUCGACAGAAAAUCAUUUACAAAUUAGCUGACGGAAAAAGCAAACAGACAAUCAAUGAAAAGGGCAGUGAGAAUUCGGUUAUGGUGAAAUCGUGUUGCUUCACCAUCGCCGUUGACAAAGUUGCCCGGCUGACCAUUGACCUUGUGGACCAUGGACAGCAGCAGACAGACACUACUCACUUUCCAAUCCUGAUAGAGGAAAAGGCCAAUGAGAACGACGCCGCUUCUCUAAUUUUCUUCUGCAAGGCUCUCGAAAAUGUUCUGGUGGACGCCCCUCAACAGAUUAAGCGAACUUCCGGGACAGACAUAGACAAGAAGAUAUGCGAAAAGAUAGACAAAAGACCCGAAAUGGUGAAGAAAAUUAGCGAUUUGCUCCUCCAAACCAGAACAUUCCCUGCAUAUUGUCUUCCAAUAGAACGAAAGGAAACAAAAGGAGUUCCUUCUAUGCCCCCGCUUCCUACUAGUCUUCCUAUCUCAAACUCAGCGGACGAGUUUCUCUAAAAUAAGAAUUGAAGCAAAAUUCGACCAUUUAGUGUCCAAACCGACAUCUUAGAAUGAAAUAUAAAUCAAAAUUCGACCAAUUAUUGUCCAAAAUGCCAUGAUCGUUUUCUGUAUUAAUGAUUAAAUCAAAAGUAUUGAUUCAUUACUUCUCACGAAUCGAUAAUUUAAUUUUUUAUCUGUAAUUAUUUUUGAUUGCUUCAUUUUACCGUCCGAUUGGACCCCAAUAUGACUUAAUUUGAAUAUAAUUAUAAACAUACGAGUUUUAUAUGCUUAUAUUCUAACUAAUAAAAUGUAUUUAAUUUUGAAACAAAGUUUAAAUCUUAUU
Symsagittifera roscoffensis is the source of this 3344-nucleotide messenger RNA. RefSeq lists its product as uncharacterized. Gene Ontology annotation, molecular function: racemase and epimerase activity, acting on carbohydrates and derivatives. Gene Ontology annotation, biological process: carbohydrate metabolic process. Bases 26 to 3019 code for a protein of 997 amino acids. The transcript is spliced from 21 exons. The record is from RefSeq and is a predicted model, not a curated record. NCBI's taxonomy places the organism in Eukaryota, Metazoa, Xenacoelomorpha, Acoela, Convolutidae.